AGCGGUGACGUCUGAGACGGCGUCUUUUAGACGCUCUCACUCCAGCACGCUGACAAAGAGUCAUAUUUGAAAUGAUCAUGAAGGAGGGCCGUGUCUGUUUAAAGGAGGCUGCACUGCAAACGAAGGCUUCGGGUCAUGAUUAACGGCAACUCCCCUGCAUUUUAACUCUGACCUCUGGCAGGCAGAGAACAUUUUAGAAAGCCGGAGAGAGGGAGAGCAGCGGGAGGUGGGAUUGUAGGACUUCUUGUUCCAGCCAAACAGCAGGAGCUCUUCAAACCAGGACGGACUUGGCCAGGCUUUGCAGAGACACUACAAUGUUAGGUCUUCACCAGGCUGUCGAAAAAACAUCUUUUUGAUUUUUUUUUUUAAAGCAAUGUGCAGCUGCUGAAGGCAGAGAAAGUAAGGAAAGAAAAAAAAUCUUUAAAAACAUAGAAGUUAGGCAGAUAUAAAGGAAAAAACUUGAAAAACAGAGAAGAAAAAGAAAAAGGUCCAAAAACCCAAAAAAAAGAUUGAGAUCCAAAAGUCAAGCUGCAGCCAGUUGGAGCCAGUGGAAUGGACCCAAGUGCAAGUUGGAUCAACCCCCAAGUACCCACACUGCUGUCCGAGGAAGAAGGCUGAGGAUCUGCUGCAACAACUAACACCUGAAUGAGGAUGAAUGGAGAUGUUCUUUAGAAAAGCCUACAAUCAACAAGUUUGCAAACUCUUCUGUGCAAGCUGGAGGCGUACAAACUAACAGCUGGAAGAAGAGGAGUUGUUGGAGGGGAGUGAGGGGGCCCCGAGCACCGCUCGUGCCUCUGGCCCGAAGCAGAGGGAGGCAGACUGCAGAGACACUCAGAGCUGCAAGAGGGACACCACGGAGGGGAAGAAGUGGCGGGCGUCAGGUGUCGCAUGGCAGCGCAGAGGCUGGUGGCGGCAGCAGUGGUGGUAGCCCUGCUGUCCCUGGUAUUAAACAAUGUUGCAGCCUUCACCUCCAGCUGGGUCCUUCAGGCUCUGGAGGAUGGACGUAAGCGCAGUGUGGGACUCUGGAAAAUGUGCCCUAGUGGGGCGGAAAGGGCACGGGAUGAUCUGCCCGCUGGAAGUAAGGUGCAGGGGACGCAGAGGCAGUGCGAAAGCCUCGGAUGGGGCUCAGAGUAUGCAGGUUAUCAAGAGUCCCGCAGCACAGUUAAAUUGCAGUUCAACAUGAUGCGAGCAUGCAACCUGAUGGCAACAGUGGCCCUGACUGCUGGUCAGCUCAUCUUCCUUCUCGGCUUGAUGGAGCUGCCCUUCUUUACACAGGAGUCCCAGUGGUGGGAGGAAGCCAUAGCGGCACUCUUCCAGCUAGCCAGCUUUGUGCUUGUAAUUGGACUUGUGACUUUCUACCGGAUCGGACCCUACACACACCUGUCCUACUCCUGCUAUGUGGACAUAGUAGCUUGCCUUCUGGCCACACUGGCCGCAGCCAUGCUAAUCUGGAACAUUCUGCACCGGCGGGAUGACUGCCUGGCUCCUCGAGUUAUAAUCAUCAGUCGCUCGCUCGCAUCGCCUUUUCACCCACGCCUCAGCAACGACUACGUGGAGUCUCCGUGCUGAGGCUUCAUGAACACAGAAGGACUAAUCGCAGAACAUGAGAGGACUGCUUUCUCCACCAUAACUGUUUUAGUCCUAAUACUCAUCUGAAUUGUGACUCUCAGGAGUAAAAAAGGUUUUCUGUGGCUCUGAAAGCAUGUACCUGCUACUGCAAACACAGUUUAUUUUACUUAUUAGAACAGUUCUGCUGCUUCAAGCACAGGAGUCACGUAUUUAACAAAGAUAAUGUAUUAGGAAGUCUUUAAGCUAAACAAAUACAGACCUAAUGACACUUCUUCACAUAUUUACACUUGGGUGAGCUGGUAGCAAGUAGGAGAUGGACUUAUGGAAACCACCUUUAGAAAAAGAUCAAGCUGGAACUUGACCCUUGUGGCAAAAAGGAGCUUUUUGAAUAACUCCCUUCAUAAUUUAAUUUGGAAAUAAAUACAACACCACAUUACCUCAUGUUUGUCUCUAUCUUAAAAGUCAUUCAAUUUCAAAGGAAUAUUUUAUAAUGAAUCUGUUGGAAGUUGGUGAAUCAAUAAGCAAAAACAAGUUGUGCUUCUUUUUAUUUUGUCUGUCACAUUCUGGGACACUUUUCACUUUUAACCAUCUGAAUUGUGGUUACAUGGAACUCUUUUUAAGAAUGUUCUAAGAACUGAGAAAAAAAUGGCUGCUUACAGAAAAAGCAGAUGUGAUCACAGAUCAGUUUUGGUUUCCAAGCACAAUUUUAGUAACUAAAAUGAAUAAUAGUCAUCUUGUAGAUGAAGUGAAUCGGGAUUGGCAGGAAAAAGACCUGGCUCAAAUAAUGUUUGUAUUAAGCAUUUUAAAUGAACAACUGUUGCUUUUGGUACAUCUUGUAUAAUUAAAAAUGUAAGAACUUUAACUCACUGAUAUGCUUGGACCUUUCACUGUCAGAUAGGAGCGGGUCAGAUAAUAUAUAUAAUAUUUUUAAUUUCAAUAAAUGUAUUGCUUACUUUGGAAAAACUGUCUUUUUCAGGCCUAACAGAUGGGGAGGAGGAGAAUUAACAAAUGAAAUAAAAAUGUGGAUUAAAAUCUGUUUAAAGCAUCAGAUGUUUGGUCUGAGCUGUAAUAUUUUAUUUUUAUGGUUUUUACUUUCACUUUAAAGAGUCAAAACUAGAGUUACAAUAUCGACUACUUAAAAAUGAAGGGACAGAGGUUUGGACAGUGCUACUUAAAAUGAACAUUUUCUAUACAAUGUUACAUAAACAUUAAAUGCAUUCCUAAAGCUGCAAAA
This is a messenger RNA of Oryzias latipes (Japanese medaka), 2803 nucleotides long. RefSeq names its product transmembrane protein 204 (gene tmem204). The record is from RefSeq and is a predicted model, not a curated record. Lineage: Eukaryota; Metazoa; Chordata; Actinopteri; Beloniformes; Adrianichthyidae.